AAUAAUCCACUAAUUACCUCCCUUUGAUUUCUACAUAAAUCUAAACCAAUCCGUAUUGAAGAACGAUAAUAACACAUGGCGAAGUAAAGUGUAAACAAACGAAGAAUGCCGAAAAAUAAGAAUUCGAGUAAGUCUGCUACAGACAUGCCUUCCGAGUUAAAAGACAAAUUCAGUGAAUUGGACUCGUUGUUGACGGACAUAGAGACAAAUUUCCAACCUUUACUUCAGACUUCUUUGAUCGAAAUGACUGAAAAAUUGAAUGCUUUGGAAAGAGCCAAAAUGGAUCUUGUAGCGGUCUAUUCCUUGAACUCUUUAUUUUGGAUGUAUUUGAAUAUCAGUGGAAUCAAUCCUAAGGACCACCCCAUUAAACAAGAAAUGGACCGAAUCAAAGAAUAUAUGGCAAGGGUCAAAGAGAUUCAAGACAAAGCCCUUGCGCCCAAAUUGGACAAACCUGCUGCCAAGAGAUUUGUUAAAAGUGCUCUAUGGCAGGCAGCAGUUAAAGGGACUCAGAAAAAUGAUAAGCCAAAAUAGCAUUGAGUGGAAAAGCAGGAAAAGAGACAACAUCCAUUUGGAAUUACUGAAAGUGAAGCUUUUUUAUACUUUACGAAUAUACAAAGUGCAAUGUGAUGGACAAUAACCUCAGCAUUGUCACAGUUUAGUAGUGGCAUUGUGGAUGACAGGAAAUGGGAAGAUCUACACCCACAGUGUGGGUUAUUAUCAAAUUUUGAACUCCAGUUGUUUGUGUAAAAAAUGUAAAGAAAUAAAUUUGUCAACCGAUAAGAAAAAAAAUCCUUAAUUUUACUAAUGAACUUUUCAAAUCAUACAUAUACAAUAACCUAUUGAUGUUACAUCGUAUUUAUAGCAUCUUAUCACCUUGCAGUCAAUAAUUUAUCUGGCUAUUCACUGUGCCAUUCCAUUCUGAAAGUAAAAUAUAAACUUGAAAGUGUGAUGUAUGUAGUAAGUCAUUUGCUAUUCAACAAGAAUUUAAAAAAAUGCCUGUAGACUCUAUUAAAAUGAAAUGAAUGCUGUAUGACUUUUUUGCACCACGUGUGCUGAUGUUUUCACGAUCUAAAAAUUGAACACGUUUUCAAGAACAAGGGCAAUAACUCAUACUCAAUAUUAUUCAGUAUCGCCCUGAAGAGUUCAUAGGAAGUGUAUGACGGAAGGUUGAAUAUUUCAUACUGGUAAUUGUUACUGUACUAAAUAUUUUUAUUCAAAAUCAAAGCUGCCAGUGGUUGUAUAUUACUUUGCCUGGCAAGCUAUCUUAGUAUGCUUUGGACAAGAUUUUGAUUAACAGAAUUGUCUUGCUUGUACUGAUUUUUAUAUAGACUCAUUUUUGCCAAUGUUGAGAACUUGAAUUUUUUGUUCAUUAUAGAAAGUAGGAUUCCUGUAAUGAAACUUGAGAUAUUUGUGAUGUAUUUAAUGUAGAGAGCAGGUUAUAAUCUAUUUUCAAUUACAUGUAAUAUAAUUGUGAUCACAAGUACAUGUACAUUUUAUAAAAAAAAAUUAAUUAGUUU
Molecule: messenger RNA, 1517 nt
Organism: Lottia gigantea (owl limpet)
Lineage: Eukaryota; Metazoa; Mollusca; Gastropoda; Lottiidae
Exons: 1
Coding region: 106-531 (141 amino acids)
Biological process (GO): regulation of gene expression; maturation of 5.8S rRNA
Cellular component (GO): nucleolus; exosome (RNase complex)
Molecular function (GO): DNA binding; RNA binding
Source: RefSeq, a predicted model, not a curated record